Messenger RNA from Dryobates pubescens (Downy woodpecker), 2602 nucleotides. RefSeq names its product cryptochrome circadian regulator 1 (gene CRY1). Gene Ontology annotation, biological process: circadian regulation of gene expression; entrainment of circadian clock by photoperiod; negative regulation of DNA-templated transcription. Gene Ontology annotation, molecular function: FAD binding; DNA binding. The record is from RefSeq and is a predicted model, not a curated record. Gene Ontology annotation, cellular component: cytoplasm; nucleus. The transcript has 14 exons. Bases 7 to 1869 code for a protein of 620 amino acids. NCBI's taxonomy places the organism in Eukaryota, Metazoa, Chordata, Aves, Piciformes, Picidae.
GGCGGCAUGGGGGUGAACGCCGUGCACUGGUUCCGCAAGGGACUGCGGCUCCACGAUAACCCGGCGCUGAGGGAAUGCAUUCAGGGCGCCGACACGGUCCGCUGCGUCUACAUCCUGGACCCCUGGUUCGCCGGCUCCUCCAACGUGGGCAUCAACAGGUGGCGAUUCCUGCUUCAGUGUCUUGAGGAUCUUGAUGCCAAUCUACGGAAACUGAAUUCACGUUUGUUUGUUAUUCGUGGACAGCCAGCAGAUGUUUUCCCCAGACUUUUUAAGGAAUGGAGUAUUGCAAAACUUUCCAUCGAAUAUGAUUCUGAACCAUUUGGGAAGGAAAGAGAUGCAGCCAUUAAGAAACUAGCUAGUGAAGCUGGAGUGGAGGUCAUUGUUCGGAUUUCCCAUACCUUAUAUGACCUAGACAAAAUAAUAGAAUUGAAUGGAGGCCAGCCUCCUCUUACUUACAAGCGAUUCCAGACCUUAAUUAGUAGAAUGGAACCACUGGAGAUGCCUGUGGAGACUAUAACCCCAGAAGUAAUGGCCAAGUGUACUACUCCAGUUUCUGAUGACCAUGAUGAGAAAUACGGUGUGCCAUCACUUGAAGAGCUAGGUUUUGACACAGAUGGUCUGCCUUCUGCAGUGUGGCCAGGGGGAGAAACGGAAGCUCUCACACGACUGGAAAGGCAUUUAGAACGAAAGGCUUGGGUGGCAAACUUUGAGAGACCACGAAUGAAUGCAAAUUCCCUUCUGGCAAGCCCCACGGGGCUGAGCCCCUACCUCCGCUUUGGCUGUUUGUCCUGUCGUCUCUUUUAUUUCAAGUUAACGGAUCUGUACAAAAAGGUAAAAAAGAACAGCUCCCCUCCCCUCUCCCUCUAUGGCCAGCUGUUAUGGCGUGAAUUUUUCUACACAGCGGCAACUAACAAUCCACGGUUUGAUAAAAUGGAGGGGAAUCCUAUCUGUGUUCAAAUUCCAUGGGAUAAGAAUCCUGAGGCUUUGGCCAAAUGGGCAGAAGGCAGGACAGGUUUUCCUUGGAUUGAUGCAAUUAUGACACAGCUUCGUCAAGAAGGUUGGAUUCACCAUUUAGCUCGGCAUGCUGUAGCCUGCUUCUUGACUCGAGGUGACCUCUGGAUUAGCUGGGAAGAAGGAAUGAAGGUCUUUGAAGAACUCUUACUUGAUGCGGAUUGGAGUGUGAAUGCUGGAAGCUGGAUGUGGCUGUCCUGCAGUUCCUUCUUUCAGCAGUUUUUUCACUGCUACUGCCCAGUGGGUUUUGGCAGAAGAACUGACCCAAAUGGGGAUUAUAUCAGGCGUUAUUUGCCAGUACUUCGAGGUUUCCCUGCAAAAUACAUCUAUGAUCCUUGGAAUGCCCCAGAGAGUGUCCAGAAGGCUGCCAAAUGUAUUAUAGGAGUUAAUUAUCCCAAACCAAUGGUAAAUCAUGCAGAGGCAAGCCGUCUGAAUAUUGAGAGGAUGAAACAAAUCUACCAGCAGCUUUCACGAUACAGAGGACUGGGUCUUCUUGCAACAGUGCCUUCAAAUCCAAAUGGAAAUGGAAAUGGUGGCCUAAUGAGCUAUUCGCCAGGAGAAAGCAUUUCUGGUUGUGGCAGUACAGGAGGAGCUCAGCUGGGAACUGGUGAUGGUCAUACAGGUGUUCAGUCAUGUCCCCUGGGAGACUCUCAUACAGGAGCAAGUGGAAUUCAACAGCAAGGUUACUGUCAAGCAAGUAGUAUCUUACACUAUGCUCAUGGAGACAAUCAGCAGCCACACUUAUUGCAAGCAGGAAGAACGGCCCUUGGUACUGGCAUUAGUGCAGGGAAACGCCCAAAUCCAGAAGAAGAAACUCAGAGCGUUGGACCAAAAGUCCAGCGACAGAGCACAAAUUAAACUGGUACUGUACAAACAGACAAGACAAAAAUCCUAGCUCUGAAGAGUUUACAAAGUAUGAGAUGGGAAGUAGUUAUAAAAAUAGAACCAGACCCAGGAUGAUCAGACACAGAUUGAGGCCUUAAUGAAAGGGACAUGGAUAAACUGUGGUUUCACAGACGUUAGCAGAGCUGCAUAUGUAGCUUCGGUUACUCUGCUCCUACAUCUUACCUUAAGUCAUGCCAGCAGCACCAUUUGUGUGAAUGUAUGGUGAUGUGAAUCAGAAGACUAACACGUCUUGAAAGGCUCAGGGCCUGGGUUAGAGUUUUAGACGUACAAGUGGACUAAGGAGAACAUGUUUUAGAGAGAGACUGCAGAAAACUUGCAAAAUGCUGAUGUAAUUAUUGCACCUAAAGAUGUAGGGACAAGAAAGAUUUGAAGACUUGAGUGUUUGCUGUUGGUCUCUAAGCUAAGCAGGAUGCUCAGGCUGCCAUUGUCAAGACAAGCUGUAGUGAAGAAUACUUGAAUUUGGAGAAGGAGGCAUUGCUAGAUAAAUCUAUACAAACAGGUGUGAAAAUGUCUAGAAAGAUCCAGUAAGUUAGAGAAAUCUAAUGUGUGUGAAAUCGACAAAGAGACGAUAACUGGAUUUUGUGUUUGGAUAAAAGUUACUUAGGAAUAGGACAGAGAAAAGGGAAGGCCAAAGAUGUCCCACUCCUUCCCCCAGUGAGCUCAAUCUAAGUGAGGAAGACCACCU